CAAAUUUUGUACAGUAUUAAGCAAUUUAAAAUGUUAUUAUAUUUUGGUAUUUUGCAAGUGCUGCUAAUUUUGAGCACAGAAUGUUAUUCGAAAAACAUAAAUCAUAACGAAAAUAAAACAAAGAAUAUCCAAAUCACAAUACCCAUAACUUCAAAAGGAAUAGGAAUUAUAAGAGUAGACGAAAUAAGGCUAGAAGAUGAAUAUUGUAUAGAACCAAAUGUUAACAUUAUAACUACUCCAAUUAAUGAUGAACCAGAAAUUGAAGAAAGAGCUGAACCCACAGAAGAUACUUUACCUGAACUUAUUAAAGAUACUUUACCGAAAGGAGUUGAAAACACUUUAUCUGAACCCAUCGAUGAUAAUAAUAAUAAAAACAACGAUACAGCAUCAUUAGCAUCUGAAGAACCAACGUUUGAAGGGCCAGUCCGAGCUAGCGGUACGAUUAAUAUUUUAGGAAAUUUUGGACCGACUAUGGCAGGUGAUCCGUUUAUCUAUCCAAUGUGUCGACCAGUACCGCUUUAUCCAAUAUAUCCUGCAUUGAAUGAUCCAAAUUCGUCUGAAUCAUCUGAACAGCCCGAUAACCAAAAAGAUCCUGGGACAGUCAAUGGUGGACCGUAUCCAUUAUACCGACCAGUUCCUUUGUAUCCAAUAUUUCCUUCAGUAUUGAGAGAGUCGGCCUGUUCUGAAGAAUUAGAAUCAACAGAUCCGGUGAUAUCUUAUGGUCAACCUUCUCCAUGUCCAAUGUAUCGACCGGUAUUUUUCCCACCUCGUCCACUAAUUUCGAAUGAUCCAAAUCAAACUGUUGAUCCAGCAAAGAGCAAGGAACCGUUGACAUUAAAUGAUGAUACGCGACGUCUUCUCCGUAAUCUUAUGCUGCUUAAUGUAGCUCACCAGUCGAAUAUACCAUGUGAGGUGGUGCCAAUACCACCGACGAACAGAACUUCCCCUGAAGAUGAAACUGAACCAACCAGCAUAGAAUAGGGCAAUGACGCUCCCAGCGUUGUACUGCCAGUCUCUGAAAAAGUCACGAUAGUUGCGACCAGUAUUUGAAUAAAAUAUCCAAGUCAAUGUUU
Aricia agestis (brown argus) is the source of this 1073-nucleotide messenger RNA. RefSeq lists its product as uncharacterized. Bases 31 to 981 code for a protein of 316 amino acids. The record is from RefSeq and is a predicted model, not a curated record. NCBI's taxonomy places the organism in Eukaryota, Metazoa, Arthropoda, Insecta, Lepidoptera, Lycaenidae. The transcript is spliced from 7 exons.